Triplophysa dalaica is the source of this 2566-nucleotide messenger RNA. Its product is annotated as gastrula zinc finger protein XlCGF49.1-like. The record is from RefSeq and is a predicted model, not a curated record. Gene Ontology annotation, biological process: negative regulation of transcription by RNA polymerase II. NCBI's taxonomy places the organism in Eukaryota, Metazoa, Chordata, Actinopteri, Cypriniformes, Nemacheilidae. The transcript is spliced from 3 exons. Bases 883 to 1554 code for a protein of 223 amino acids. Gene Ontology annotation, molecular function: DNA-binding transcription repressor activity, RNA polymerase II-specific.
UGGAUGUGAUGUGCUGUAAAUCAGUAGGAACUGAUCUGUCUAUGCUGGAUAUUGAUGAUUUGAUGACAGAAAUCUGUCAGCUGAAGAAAGAGGUGAAGUUACUGGAAACAAAACUCAGAGAGAGAGACCAACUCAACAGAAAGGUUUGGACACAUUUUAUCUUUACAUGAAUGACUGUCUGUCAGACAACUGUUAUUGUUUUAAGUGCUGUAGAUCAAACUUGCUGUUCAAAUAUCAGAUUUGUGUCGAUCAGGGUUUUGAUUUGCAUUUUUAACCUCUAUAGUUUUUUUUUUUGAGUCUUUAACUAUUCAAUACUUUAAAUAAAUACUUGUAUCAUUAUUUUCUUACAGUCAGAUCUAGUCAACCAGUGCGUAGUGAUUGGUCGAAUACUGCAAGCGUGUGAUGGAAAUGUGACGCCUUUGACCAUAUUUGGAACAUCAGGUUUCUCUGCAAUAGUACUGACAAGUGCGCUCACCUUACUUGCGUAUACAUUUUGGCAGUCUUAGUCAAAUCAUACCAUGAACUGAGGUAGAUUUGUGGGAGUGUGGGUACACGAGGUGUUUCAGGCAGGUCUAGGUGAGCAUUUGCUUUUAGAUAGAAUGCAUCUUUUGUUCCCACAGUUUCAUUUUUGCAAUUUUACGGGUCUAAUGCACGCAUGGGCAACUAUAACACACCAAAGACACAGAGAAACAUGUAUUCGCGACAUACGACCCCUUUAAAUGUAUCUAAUCUCUGAAUGUUAUUCUGUGUUUGUUGUGAUGUUAUUUUCAGGAUGUCUGUGGUGUUUCUCUCUGUGACUUCACUGAUCAAACAUCUCCAGAUCUUCUGCUUUCUGUCUGUAAUGAAGAGCAGAAGAGAUCAGUGAAGCUGCUGGACUGUGAGAUGGAGCUGAAAACACAAAUCACAGAAGCGGAAGUACAGACAGAAAAAGAUCUGAUGAAGGUGAAAACAGAAAUGACAGAAUCAGGACAACAAACAGAUGGAUGUGAUAUGAUGUAUCCAGGAGAAUCUCUGGGUAGCUGGGAGGUUGCGAAGAAUUUCUCCUUAAAAAACUCUGGGAGAGCAGCAGACAAAGAUUCAAGUGCCUGCCCUCAGUGUGGAAAGAGCUUCACUCGUAAAUCUGAUCUUAAUAAGCACAUAAGAAGUCACACUGGAGAACGGCCUUACGCAUGUGAGCAGUGUGGAAUGACCUACAUUCAUAAACACCACCUCAACAGGCACAUACAAAUGCACAUCGGAGAAAGAUCUUUUAAAUGUGACCAGUAUGGAAAGACCUUUGUUCGUAAAGACAACCUUAAUGUGCACAAGGAAGUUCAUACAAAGCCUUACAGGUGUGACCUGUGUGGAAAGUGCUUCUUGUAUCAACACAUCCUUCAGGCUCACAUGAGACGUCACCCAGGAGAGAAAGCUUUCAACUGCACCUCAUGUGGACAGAGUUUUAAACAAUCAAAACAUCUUGAGACUCACAGGAAGAAGUGCUGGAAAGUUCAUCCACAUGAAACUGUUCAGAUCAGAAGAUCCCUGAGAGUUACAAGUGACGGAAUUUGUCUUUGACUUUAACUGAAUGUUUAUUUUCAAGCGAUGCUAAUUCUUAAUGUUUUUUUGAGGAAAGUUAAUAUUUUAUCAUUUUUUUUUUUUUAUAAGUGGGCUCCUGGCGAGGGCUACUUGUUUGGCAACCGAAUGUGAGGUUUUGUGAUCUUGUAAAGUAGAAGCGUUUGUUCUUACUGAUGGUCAAAGGCCCCGUUUACACUUGCAGGUCUUGAUGCUCAAUUCUGAUUUGAAACAUCGCGCAUCCAUGAACGCAGCCUGAGCCAAGAAUACUAUCUAGCCAUGAUGGACGAACGCAAAAUGUGCUUGAUGUUAGCUCUGAGAUAUAUGACAUAAAUAUGAUUUUGAGGCGAAGGAGGAAAAGAGACAUCAUUGCAGUCUGCGCAUAUGCUUUGAUUGUUUAAUCAAAUUGUUUAAUGUCUUUCAUUUUACCGCAUCCACACGUUCUUCCUCCUGAUCAUACGUUAUAAAACUGCGGACAAGUGCCAAAUGAUUGCUGUUUUAAUGACGUACAGACCGCCUGUUUAUGACAGUCACAUUGACACAGACAGUAUCUGAUUUAUAUCUGAUCUAUUUCCACGUAUGAAUAAGGCCUGUAAAUGAUCUCGAAAUAUCCGAAUGCAUGCCUUUUUCUCCAGUCUACACUAUGGUGGGUCAAAUCCGAUCUGUGUCACAUUGGAUGAAAAAAUCGGAAUUGGGUCACAUUUAACUGGCAGUGUAAACGGGGCCACAAAGUGUUGAGGAGAUACAGCUCAUCUGAUUCACAGUCUGAAAUCAAACCUGUUAUAACACAAUGAGGCACUUUAAGGAUUUUCCACUUUGCCAGGUGAGUGGAUCCAAAUAUUUAAAUAUUAAAGGUUUAAUUUGAGGCAUUUAGAAGCAAGUGAACUGGAUUUUCAUAAAUUGAGAUGUUUAUGAAUUAAGUCAAAAUCUGUAUUACUUGAGAAAAGUACUUGGGUUUAAAUGUUUGUGUGUGUGUGUGUGUUCCUUGAUCACUUGACAUAUGAUGGCUGGACUU